AAAAGGGCGACAACUCUUGCCCCUGGAAAGUUUAUACCAAAAUUGGAACGUGUGAGACAAUCCAGCCAAGUCAACUAUGUCGUCCGAUGUCGAUACACUCAUGGAAAUGGGAUUUUCCAGGAACAAAGCGCAAAGGGCCUUGGCAAAAACCAAUUAUAAGGGAGUUCAGUUAGCUAUGGAUUGGUUGUUUGCCCAUGAUGGAGAUGCAGACAUUGAUGAACCUUUCGAAGCUCCCAAGGGAAAUGUUCUUGGUAAAACAGAAGAUCUCCCUGCCCCUCCCACAACUGCAGGGGGAGAGGGGCCGGACGCCCCAGGUGAAGAAAACAUGCAAGCCAGGUCACUCAAGUGUGAUGAGUGUGGCAAGUUGCUGAGGUCAGAGAUGGACGCUCAGGCCCAUGCAGCUCGCACACAACAUGCCAGCUUCUCUGAGAGCACAGAAGAGAUUAAACCCCUCACAGACGAGGAGAAGAAACAAAAGCUUCAAGAUCUACAGGACCGGUUGAAGCAGCGGCGGAUGGCGAAGGAUGAGGAGGAGAAGAAGGAGCAGAUCGCCCGGGAGAAGGCCCGGCGCACCACAAACAAGGAACUAGGCAUGGCCAAGCAGAAAAUUGAGGAGGAGGAGAUAAAGAAGAUAGCGGAGCAUAGAAGGCGGGAGAAGAUGGAGGAGAGGCAGGCCAGAGAGCGUGUGAGAGAGCAGAUAGCGAAGGACAAGGCUGACAGAGCUGCUAAGUUUGGCAAGACCAGCCAGCAUUCCCCCCCAUCAGCAGCCUGCCCCCCUGCUUCCACCCAGACAACAGGAGCAGCAGCAGCCCCCAAGGAGUACGACACCUGCCGACUACAGAUCCGGUUGACCAAUGGCCAAGUACUGACCCAAAGCUUCAAGGCUAAGGAACCUCUGGCAGCAGUGCGUCUGUACAUCGAGAUGAACCGGUCCGAUGGCACCGGACCCUUCUCUCUCCUGACAUCAUUCCCCCGUAAAGUCUUCUCCAGUGAAGACAUGGAGAAACCACUAGACACAUUAGGCUUAGUUCCAUCAGCUGUUUUGAUCGUGUCAAAGCCUCAGUGAUAAGGUUGUCAUCAAGCAAGCAUUCAUGUGGAUAGCAGAGCAAUGGUUUUAGUGUUACAUGUCAACAAGGCAUCUUUGGAACAUCAUUUUCCAGUUCCAAUUGUGAGGCAGGAUACAAAGUGUGUGCUCAAGAUGUUUCUCAGGAGAGACUGGUUUGUGGACUACAACACAGAGGAGGCGAAAUCAGGCUGACUCCCACAGUUGUGUUACACAAGUUACUGAAUAUCUCAAUCGAAUUGGAUAUCUUACAGUGUAGUGUUAUACAUUCUAAGAUCUUUAUAGUUUUAUGCCUUUGACACUGUAUACAGGAAAGUAACUUCUUAAGGUUUUUUGUGUCCAUCUUGUCAAGAUGUUUUAUUCAUCACUGUGAAAGGCAAACAAGGAAAAAGGAAGGCUAGUUAUUCUUCUCACAACAUCAUGUCCAUGAUGGUGGUAAUGUAUCAACUCAAACUAAUACUGUUUCUAGGAUCUCAGAUACACCACCAAUUCCAUUUUUAGAAAGGUUUUUGAAACAAAUCAAUCUGGCUUUUUCUGCUGGCUUGAUAAGCAUGAAUGGCCACGUAGUGUUGAUCUGUAACUCACAAGGAAGUGAAUGUUUUGUGCCGUAGUCAGGAAUAUUCCAGCUAUAUAAUGGCAGCCUAUAAAUAAUCAGCUCAGAUACAGCUGAACAAACGGGAGAGUGCGUGAUUGACAAUCCAUGGCGCUGGCCGGGGUGUACAGUGUGUCUUCAUUGCGACUGCAUGAUCCUCAUCUACACUGGCUCCUACAACAAGCAUGGAGCCACUGGAGACUGAGGUCAUGUUCUCUUGAGGAAUCCCCACAGUCGGUACCUUAUGAAAAUGAAGUAGGUGAUCUCUGAAGGAGCUUGCUUUGUGUGUUUGCAUUAUUUCUUGUCCAUUAAGUCAUAACAAAUUAUAUGGUCAAUGACCAUUACAGUUCUGCUGGUGUGUUUUCCACCAUCUCUGUGUAAAAUAUUAUUGCCAGUUUAGUGUUUGUCAAAGUGUUUUUAAUUUUGCUUCCUGUGAGAUUUCUCAUUUAAUGGACUGGGUGAGUUGGCCAGGUUUUGAGUGCCAUCACACCCUGACAGCAUGGAUCAUAAUGUCAUCCACUGGGUUGUCUUGUCCUGACUUGACUAUUUAAAGGUUGUCUUGUCGGACUUGACUAUUUAAAGGUUGCCUUGUCGGACUUGACUAAUUAUAGGUUGUCUUGUCCAGACUUGACUAAUUAAAGGUUGUCUUGUCCAGACUUGUCUAUUUAAAGGUUGUCUUGUCCAGACUUGUCUAUUCAAAGGUUGUCUUGUCCAGACUUGUCUAUUCAAAGGUUGUCUUGUCCAGACUUGUCUAUUCAAAGGUAGUCUUGUCCUGACUUGACUAUUUAAAGGUUGUCUUGUCGGACUUGUCUAUUUAAAGGUUGUCUUGUCGGACUUGACUAUUUAAAGGUUGUCUUGUCCAGACUUGUCUAUUCAAAGGUUGUCUUGUCCAGACUUGUCUAUUCAAAGGUAGUCUUGUCCUGACUUGACUAUUUAAAGGUUGUCUUGUCGGACUUGUCUAUUUAAAGGUUGUCUUGUCGGACUUGACUAUUUAAAGGUUGUCUUGUCGGACUUGACUAAUUAUAGGUUGUCUUGUCUGGACUUGACUAUUUAAAGGUUGUCUUGUCCAGACUUGACUAUUUAAAGGUUGUCUUGUCCGGACUUGACUAUUUAAAGGUUGUCUUGUUGGACUUGACUAUUUAAAGGUUGUCCUGUCGGACUUGACUAUAUAAAGGUAGUCUUGUCCUGACUUGUCUAUUCAAAGGUAGUCUUGUCCAGACUUGUCUAUUUAAAGGUUGUCUUGUCCAGACUUGUCUAUUUAAAGGUUGUCUUGUCCAGACUUGACUAUAUAAAGGUAGUCUUGUCCAGACUUGUCUAUUCAAAGGUAGUCUUGUCCUGACUUGACUAUUUUAAGGUUGUCUUGUCGGACUUGUCUAUUUAAAGGUUGUCUUGUCGGACUUGUCUAUUUAAAGGUUGUCUUGUCGGACUUGACUAUUUAAAGGUUGUCUUGUCCAGACUUGACUAUUUAAAGGUUGUCUUGUCCAGACUUGUCUAUUCAAAGGUUGUCUUGUCCGGACUUGACUAUCUAAAGGUUGUCUUCAUACAGCUGGGAAAUUGCUGAGUGCUGCAUUAAACUACGAACAAACAUAUUUUAUCUUUUCAUUGUUAUCAACAUGCUCCAAAUUUGAAGUGUGAAAGUUUGUAAGAUCUAGUAGGUGUCUCCCAAAGUAAUUUGAUGUACUAGUUGGAAUUAGUUCAUGGUGUCAGUUGUGGGUUUGAAUCCCUUGGUCUAUGGGUGGGUGUCUUAUGUUUACCCUGGUGCAACUAAUUGCUCCCUGACAAUAUUAUCCAUAGGUGUGAUGUUCUCAUUGUGAAAGGACAUCUGAACUAGUCAGGUUCGAUUUAAGGAUCUUGAUUUACCUUGCUCCAGGUGCAUGUUUACGUGAAAGUCAAGUUGCACCAGACAAAACUAGGUUGCACCCUGGACCCAUAAGUUUUUCAAAGUUGAAACAAGGGCCGCUCUGCUGCCUGUGUCACAUUAAUUAAUGACAUAUUGCUGUCAAAUGUACAUGACACACAUUACACAUAACACAGAGAUUAAUGAAGUAGUAUGGUAAAUGAACCUUAGAGGCAGUGGGGGGGGACACAGGUCCCUGACUUGUUUUUGUUCUGUAUACAGACUAUGUCAGCAUGCUGUCAUUGUGAUGUCAUGGUGAGAAUGUCUCACCUCACAAAGGAGAUACCCGUUGUUUUGUUUCAUAUGGAUUUCAUUAUGUCUUUGGACAGUAUCAGAAACCACCAUUGUUAAGAUGAUCAAAAUGUGCACAGUACUUGUGAUCUUGUUUAUAUCAAUUUUAAUACAACUAAAUCAAAAUUAAGACACCAAAAUAUCCACGCAUCAUAAAGAUUUUUAAAAAUAAGACAAUAUAGCAUGAUAUAGUGUUAGGAUAACAUGAAUUUUGUUAUGUAGAGGCCAUUGUGCUGUACAGUGUACAGCAUUGUACAGAUGGUGUGAAUUUCCAUACACAUCAUAUAUGUAACAAAUGUUAUAUAUAACUCUCUUAGUAUGGCAAUUCACACACAUGUUCUGGCAUUGUGUGUUCAUGUUUGUUAGCAGAGCCUAUGUACAUAGAUGUGUUUGAUUCUGACAUACCAGGGUUUUGUUGAGAUGAAGAUAACAAUGAUAGUAACGUGAGCCCAGAGUUGGGAUGGACUUUACAGAAAUCUACCAGGUAACAAAUAUUUUGCAAACAAGGUUAAUAUGAUUUUAAAGGACCAUUCUGUGAAACCCAAGUACAUUUUUAAGAAAUAAUAAGAAUCUUGGGAAAAAACAUCACCAUGGUUACCGGAAUAUUGGCAGAAUCACAUGAUAAAAUCAUGUGUUUACCCUAAUAAUAUCACAUUAAAUCUCCUGUUGAUAUGCGGAGAUUCAGCAGCAUUGAAUAGGUUAGCCAGUGAUGACAUGAAUGAAUCAUGCAUUAAUCUGUUCUGGUAAUGUUCCUUGUAAAUAUGACUUACAGUACAUAUCUUAUCUUCAGACAAACUAUUCCACCACCAUUGAUUAUUGGCACAACAGUGAUAACAGCAGGUGUCUAUAGGCCAUCAACAAGAACUCUCUACUAACAAGGGAGUAGUCUGUCACUUCUGUCCAGGAAAUAGGAAAUUACAAAACAAAAUAUCACCUUCCUGCAGCAAGGGAGAUAACUGACUACAAAAGUCCAGUUUCAUCUCUUGCUGAACUAGGCUGGAGUUAUGGAGUUAUGUUUAUGCUGGACUAACGAGUCUAUGCAUAGUCCAGCCACAAUCUCAAAACGUAAUCAACAUCCGGUUCGUAAACUGCCAUGUAGAUUUCAGUUGAUUUCAUGAUUUGCAGAGCAUGUGUACCGUCAACAGUGCGUCCACAGAUAUUUUCGAAAUCUUUUCAUGGUUGUAAUCAAGGUGCUCAAGUGAUUUGAUGCACUAUGUGAAGUAAGACCCAUUUUAUUACAAUAUAGACUUGAUAAUUAAUCAAAUCGUCUUGACUGCGUGCCGCCAUUUUGUUUGAAGCAAAUGCAAGUAAUAUGAGAGGGGGAAUCUGAUCAGUCAGUAGAAGGGACUACAAUGGAGCCCAUAAAUUCCAGUCUAGUUCAGCAAGGUUGGAAACUGGACUUUUACAGUCAGUUAACUCACUUGCCUCGAGAAGAUGCAAAAUAUAGAAAAUGAAUUUUAUAAACAAUAUACAGUCAAGUCUCGUUAA
Haliotis rufescens (red abalone) is the source of this 5331-nucleotide messenger RNA. Its product is annotated as UBX domain-containing protein 1-like. The record is from RefSeq and is a predicted model, not a curated record. The transcript is spliced from 11 exons. Gene Ontology annotation, molecular function: protein binding. NCBI's taxonomy places the organism in Eukaryota, Metazoa, Mollusca, Gastropoda, Lepetellida, Haliotidae. Bases 77 to 1066 code for a protein of 329 amino acids.